Poecile atricapillus (Black-capped chickadee) is the source of this 1178-nucleotide messenger RNA. It is a transcript of the gene MIEN1, whose product is annotated as migration and invasion enhancer 1. The transcript has 5 exons. Lineage: Eukaryota; Metazoa; Chordata; Aves; Passeriformes; Paridae. Gene Ontology annotation, biological process: negative regulation of apoptotic process; positive regulation of filopodium assembly. The record is from RefSeq and is a predicted model, not a curated record. Bases 1 to 588 code for a protein of 195 amino acids.
AUGGGACUAGAGAGUUCCUGUGAGGGUCAUUUCAGGUCCGACGGGUUCCGUGUGGGUCCCCCGGGGGUCACCUUGGGUCCCACGGGGGUGGGUUUGGUCCCCCGGGGGUCACCGGGGUCACGGCGGCUCUCCCGGAGGUCUCGGAGCAGACGAGACGAGCAGCGCGGCGGUGCAGAGCGGCCGGAAGUGCCGCGUCACGUGACCGCACCCGGAAGCAGCGGCGCGGCGGGACCGGGGGCCAUGAGCGGCGGGGCGGGGGGCGCGACCGGGGACGGGAACGGGGCCGAGAGCGGGGCCGAGCGGCGGGUCCGCAUCGUGGUGGAGUACUGCGAGCCCUGCGGCUUCGAGGCCACGUACCAGGAGCUGGCGAGCGCCGUGCGGGACGAGUACCCCGACAUCGAGAUCGAGUCACGGCUGGGGGGCACCGGUGCCUUCGAGAUCGAGAUCAAUGGGCAGCUCGUCUUCUCCAAGCUGGAGAACGGGGGCUUUCCCUACGAGAAGGACCUGAUCGAGGCCAUCCGCAGAGCCCGAAAUGGGGAGCCCCUGGAGAAAAUCACCAACAGCCGCCCCCCCUGCGUCAUCCUGUAACCCCCCGGGGUCCCCCCGCGCCGCCUUCCUGCAAUCCCUGCACGACUGGGGGGCAGCUCCUGGGGACCCCCAUCCUGCCACUGGGGGCACUGGGGGUCACUCUGUCCCCUGCUGACCUGCUGUGGGGUGUAGCCGUGGCCUGGGGGGGCUCUCCCUCCUGCCUUUGCCUUCCCCCCUCAUCAGCUGCACCUCGCUGGGGGGCACAAGGGGGUCCCCGUGGCACCCUCAUCUCUCUGUGCUGGCCUCUCCCCUCCCUCACCCCCUGGGAAUCUGGGGGUGUCCCAUGAACGGGGAGCCAGGCAGGAGCAGCUCCCAGCAGGUUCAUUCCAAGGGGAAUCCACUGGCUGUAACUUCCCUGGGAUUUGUUAAUGAUUAAAGUCCCUCUGUCACUGUUUAAUCCGGGGCAGGGGCCGGCCAUGGGAGCCCCAGCCCAGCCCCAGGGCCAGAGGUGUGCUCACAUUCCCCCCUCCCCAUUCCCAGGCUCCCAGCUCCUGCUUCCUGCCUGGAAUGACCCUGCCCUUGGCCCCCUAUUUAUUCUAUACUGUGUAUAAACCCAACGGCCUGGGCAGAAUAAAGGAUGGAGAACCUGG